CUGUGAUCUAGUUUUGGGAAAGAACUCCCAGUAUUGAUUGCCCCUCUUCUCUUCUCGUGAAAAGUUUUUCAAUUCGAUGUUGUGGUCUAAACUUCUUUGUUGGGCUGUUGGUCGGUUAAACAAGCCUUGUUUUGUUUCUGGUUCAUAUUCAGAGGUAGCCUAUUGAUAUUAUUUAGGUAGAUUUCAUCGAGUAAAGCUGCGCCUCGUCUUCAGUGAGUUUUGGGAAAUUUGAUCUUGGGUGAUUAGUGGUUUUUCUUAUAUCGGAAGAUAAGGAGUUAGGACCGUGUGUUUUCCGAAGUAAAUAUCACCCGAAGCCUUCCCAGUGCAUAAACGUAUUACUCGCCUUUCCAUUGGUGUUCCUCUUCUUGUAUAAAUAUAAAAUGAACAGGGUGCCAGAGUUCAAUCAGUUGUUCCCCAGUGACUUCCUUGAAAUUAUAUGUAACUUCUGGAAAUAAUGCUCAAAACUUGUACUGCAUAUAAUUGCUUAGUUCGGACCAGAGCCUAUGUCAAGAUCUUACUUAUUUCUCUCAACUGUCCUAAGCAUAUGUUUUUUUUGGAUUUUGGAAGCUUUGCUUCGAAGGUCGUGUCAGAUUUUAGUUAUUUUGUGCAGUGUACUAUGCUUAAGUUUUGUAGAAAUACUCGGGAAUUCAUGUUCUGUGAUUCAUGCGAAAGUUCAUUUGGAUUCUUCCAGUUUGCAUCUCUUCAUUUAUGUUUUAUAUCAGUGUAUUUUUUCUGGGGUGUUGAUGAAUAAACUCAUAGUUCUUAUCAUGUUAUUAAAACAUACAGUGCUUCUGAACGAGCAAUAUCCUUUCCAGAUGUGUUACAGAGAACUACUUGUUGUGCUGAUUUGGAUAUUUUUACUGAUGCUAUUGAAAGACAUCCCCGUGUCUCUGGAGAUGCUGAAUUUUUUUUUUUUUUUUUGGGAGAUAAAACACAUUAUUGUGCGUUCUCUUGAGGUGAUAAUGAUGUUGCUGUCUUGUAGUGGACUAGUGAUAUCUAUCAUGAUAGUGCCUUUUGACUUCUUCUCCAUGGUCAGGUGCUAAAUUAUGUCCAUGUUGGUGAUAUUUAUGACAGACAAAAUGUGCGAAGGGACCCAACAACUACAAUAGCUAACGUUAUGGAAUGUAGAAGUUUUUUCUGAUGAACUAGGAAUUUGAAAGUGGAAAACUAAGCUAUAUGGAAGCAAGAACUUCUGAAGAUGGGCACGUAAUUGAAGUAUGUGGGGAUGUGCCCACUGAGAGUAACAGGGGUGGUGGGAUAAAAAUCUGUGGUGAGGCCCCGUGUGGAUUUGCGGACUCUAAGGCUGCAUCCAAGGAUGCGAAGGAGCGGUCAAACUCCAUGCGGAAACUCCUAAUAGCUGUUGCCCUGUGCGUCAUAUUCAUGGCUGUGGAAGUUGUUGGAGGAAUCAAAGCCAAUAGUCUUGCCAUUCUCACUGAUGCCGCCCAUUUAUUAUCAGAUGUGGCAGCAUUUGCAAUUUCCUUGUUCUCAAUAUGGGCCUCGGGGUGGGAAGCUACUCCACGCCAGUCUUAUGGAUUCUUCAGAAUUGAGAUUCUCGGUGCCCUUGUCUCAAUCCAGAUGAUUUGGCUGCUUGCUGGGAUUCUUGUCUAUGAAGCCAUCGUGAGGCUUAUUCAUGAUACGGGUGAGGUUCAAGGAUUUCUCAUGUUUAUUGUUUCCGCGUUUGGAUUGGUGGUCAAUAUUGCAAUGGCUUUACUGUUGGGUCACGAUCAUGAUCACGGCCACGGCCACGGUCACGAUCAUGGCCAUGGCCGUGGCCGUGGUCGUGGUCGUGGUCACGGUCACGGGCAUGGACAUAGUCAUAGUCAUGAUCAUGAGCAUGAUGAAUCCCACGACCAUCACGACCAUCAUGAGGAGGAUCUCGAGCAUGCUGAUGAGCAUCAUCAUAGUCAUGAAGCAGACGGAACUGAACCAUUGCUGAAGACUAGCAAGCCCAAGAAGAAGCAGCAGUCGGGCCUGAACAUCAACCUUCAGGGUGCUUACCUCCAUGUUCUUGGCGACUCCAUUCAGAGCAUUGGAGUCAUGAUUGGUGGGGCCAUCAUAUGGUACAAGCCCGAGUGGAAGGUAGUCGACCUAAUCUGCACGCUCAUUUUCUCAGUCAUAGUGCUAGGAACCACAAUAAGGAUGCUAAGAAACAUCUUGGAAGUGCUCAUGGAGAGCACACCUCGAGAGAUCGAUGCCACGAGGCUCGAGAAGGGUCUUUGUGGGAUGGACGAGGUAGUUGCAGUCCAUGAACUCCACAUAUGGGCGAUAACUGUCGGGAAAGUCUUAUUGGCCUGUCAUGUGAAGAUAAAGAGGGAUGCUGACGCAGAUAUGGUCUUGGACAAGGUGAUCGAAUAUAUUAGGAGAGAAUAUAACAUCAGUCAUGUGACUAUUCAAAUUGAACGCGAGUAGAGGUAGUUCUGAGAGGGAAUAAAAUUUUAAUGUCAAGGGAUGGACGGUUGUGUGCAAGGUAUGUGGAGAGGUUGGUAUGUUGUUUGGGUAAAUUAUGAUACUGAUUGAACUUUGCACAUUCUUCCUUCGCUAUUUUUGUGGAUUCCCUCAUAUGCUAUGGAUUAGAGUUGCUAGUUUUGCUAACUUCUGAUUCAGAGUUCUAUCCAUUUAUGUCGAUUGCGAUCUAAGAUUGUUCA
Molecule: messenger RNA, 2645 nt
Organism: Punica granatum (pomegranate)
Lineage: Eukaryota; Viridiplantae; Streptophyta; Magnoliopsida; Myrtales; Lythraceae
Source: RefSeq, a predicted model, not a curated record